AACAUUGCGAUACCAACCAUAUUAAAAUAAAUUAGCCACUCCAAAGAUAAAAUAUAAUUCGAGAAUCUAAGAAUACUAGUAUGCAUUGACUUGAUUGUGAAGUUUUUUAGUGCAUAUAAAUUGACUCAUUUGUAGUUCGUAAGAAGCAAACCAAUUCCAACUUCAAAGUUCAAUAUAAGAAUGGGUGAGCAAGAGGUAAAGGUGAUAGGAUGUUGGGGUAGUCCUUUUAGUAGGAGGGUAGAAGUUGUCCUAAAAUUGAAGGGUAUUCCUUACAAUUACAAAGAGGAAGAUCCUUACAUUAGCAAGAGUCCUGAGCUCUUGAAAGGUAACCCAGUGCACAAGAAAAUACCGGUGUUCAUACACAAUGGGAGGCCACUUGCGGAGUCUCAAGUCAUCAUGGAAUAUAUUGAUGAGGCUUGGCAAGGCUACCCCAUCUUGCCUCUGGAUCCUUACCAGAGAUCUAGAGCUCGUUUUUGGGCCAAAUUCAUAGAUGAAAAGUGUAUAACAUCACUUUCGAACACAUUGUGGGCGACGGAGGAUGAAUAUGAGAAAUUACUGAAAGAGGCAAAAGAGAACUUACAAGUCCUUGAGAAAGAAAUUGAAGGCAAGAAGUUCUUUGGAGGGGAAAAUAUUGGUUUUGUGGACAUAGUUGCAAACUUUAUUGGUUUCUGGUUAGGAUGUGUCCAAGAAGCUGUAGGAAGGACAAUAUUUACAAAACAAAGUUACCCAUUUUUGAGUAAGUGGGCUGAAGAAUAUGUAAGCUGCAACAUCAUCAAAGAAAACUUACCACCAAGAGACCGAUUAGUUACCUAUUUCAAGAUUCGUAUUGAGGCUGCAAAGGCUUCUAAUUAAACACUGAACUGUGUAUUAGUAAUGCUAGAAACAUUUCAAGUUCUUUUCUUGUUUUGUUUGAAUAAGUUUUCUGCUUUUUUGCUGAAGAAUACAAAGUCCUUUCUUUUUUUUUUUAAAAAAAGAUUGUAAUUAGUAACUACCAGCUACAAAUAAUCAAGAAUACAUGAUUGUUAUAUUUUCAUGAUA
Beta vulgaris subsp. vulgaris (sugar beet) is the source of this 1038-nucleotide messenger RNA. RefSeq names its product glutathione S-transferase U8. Gene Ontology annotation, cellular component: cytoplasm. The record is from RefSeq and is a predicted model, not a curated record. The transcript has 2 exons. NCBI's taxonomy places the organism in Eukaryota, Viridiplantae, Streptophyta, Magnoliopsida, Caryophyllales, Amaranthaceae. The coding region runs from base 181 to 852 and encodes 223 amino acids. Gene Ontology annotation, biological process: glutathione metabolic process. Gene Ontology annotation, molecular function: glutathione transferase activity.